Messenger RNA from Thrips palmi, 1830 nucleotides. RefSeq names its product bladder cancer-associated protein (gene bc10). The transcript has a single exon. The coding region runs from base 263 to 505 and encodes 80 amino acids. The record is from RefSeq and is a predicted model, not a curated record. Lineage: Eukaryota; Metazoa; Arthropoda; Insecta; Thysanoptera; Thripidae.
UGAUUUCUCAUAUCAAAUGAAACCGAAGGGUGUGCAUGUGUAAGUGCAAACGCAAACAAACGUCAUGUAGAAUUUCUUCCUUUCGUGAUAUUUGGCGUGAAGAAAAGCUGAACUUUGUCACAUUCGGAGAGUAUUUCAGCAGAAAUACAUGCUGCAUUGUACGUCUCGCCUCUGGAAGAUUCGUUUGGCGCAUACGUGUUUGAAUGUGAAGUGAAUGCGUAUGACUUUGGCCGCAGAAUACUCACACACAUAACCAAACAAAAUGUAUUGCCUACAAUGGUUGAUUCCAGUUUUACUUAUUCCUAAGCCGCUAAAUCCUGCACUUCUCAAUACUCAUGUUAUGUUCAUGCUUCUUUACAUGGUCAGCUUCUUUUUAGAGCGUAAACCAUGUUCCAUCUGCAGUCUGAUAUUUGUCGCAGCUGUUUUCCUGAUAUGCUACAGUGGUUUCGGAAAUUGUAUCCUGUGGAACAACAUGUGUGAUGCAAACCGUUGUGAGAAUGGGUGACUCUCUUUUUCAUUUCAAUUUAGUGCAGUUGUGCCAGCACUGAAUAUUUAUUACAGUAACUAUUUUCACCCACUCUAUUGUCGAUUUUUGUUGGAAGCCUAUCACCAAGAUUUACUGGUCUGUGACUUUGUUGCUAGUAUUUAUUGAAUCUAGAUUUUUGUUAGUUUUGGUCUCAGCAACCUUCAACUGCAGUAGUCUUCUAAAAGAAAUGGUGCUUUUGACUUUCUCUUCUGGAAACUUUCUGGGUUCGGAUAAGAGAGAGGAAUCUAAUUUUCUUUGUCAAUUUGCAGUUUUAAGGCAGUUGAAAAUUGAUUUUCAGGAAAACUAGUUCAACACCCUAGCCAGCUUUUUAUUAGUUCAAAGAAAACAAAUUGAGGCUUUGUGUGUUCUAAUAUUUUCUCAACAAUUCUUGUCAUAUAUUUCCAAGUUCAUAUUGAAUUUUGGAUGUAGAUGAAAUCGCACUCAACCUUAUUUCUUUGAUUUGUGCAAGUGCCACUUUUUUUUUUUAAAUAAGACUUAAUGAACUGAAAGUAUAGCAUUAAAAUGGGAUAGUGUUGAAACAAUUAGUGAAUGUUACUUUAUGUUACUAAUUUUUUUGUUUCAUGUUUGAAGAUAUCCUGCUUUGUUAAUUUUGUCUACCUGUCCUUUGUAAAAUUGUUGUUACAUCCACCUUGCCAAACCUCUGCACUUCUCUCACGGAUCUAUUGUACGAGAUUUCAAACUAUUCAUAGUUAUUCUACAUUCUCAAUUUUGAAAUUUCCAUGUAUUUCUUUUAGGCCUUUAAGCACAUGGGGGAAGAGAGACUUCCAUAUUUGAUUUUUGUAUGCUUCCAUACAUAUGUUUUUGUCUAGAUUUUUUCUUUCAACUCAAUAGUUCAAGUAAACAGUGAAUAAUAGAAAGUUGAAAGUAUAUGUUUACCAAUUAAAAAAUUGAUUUAUGGUAUGAUCAAUUUAAUUUGUAGUAAUGUUUUUGUUUUGUGUGUUUUUCUUCAACUAAUAGAAUUUGCUCAAAUUAUUCAACCUUACUUUCCAGUUUGCAUUACAAGCUUAUAUUCACAUACAUAUCUCUGGUAUAUGCCAGAAAUGUAAGUAUGAUCCCCUCUCAAUGUUAUACCUGUAACUUGUUUUGACCUUGUGGUGUGAAAUGAAGUACCCACUUCUCUAGAGGAGUUUCCUUGAAAAAAUCCGGGAUGGGAAAUUAACGGCAGCAUUAUGAGCGCUUCCCAGAGAUGGAUUAAUUGUUAGUCAGGCAGACUUCAGCACUAUUUUUGAAAUAUCUUAGAAUUAAUUAGUGGCGAGGCAUAGGUCCUUUUAUUUAAGCCUCAC